This is a messenger RNA of Danio rerio (zebrafish), 1296 nucleotides long. Its product is annotated as zgc:110425. The record is from RefSeq and is marked predicted. Gene Ontology annotation, biological process: nucleosome assembly; animal gross anatomical part developmental process. Gene Ontology annotation, molecular function: structural constituent of chromatin; DNA binding. Lineage: Eukaryota; Metazoa; Chordata; Actinopteri; Cypriniformes; Danionidae. Gene Ontology annotation, cellular component: nucleus; nucleosome; chromosome.
AUUGUUGUUACAGGUAUUGACUUCAGGUACACUAAUAAGAUAAAAAUCAUGGCAGAAACAGCAACUAAAGCGGCUAAGAAGAAGCCAGCAUCCAAACCCAAGAAGAGAACUGGGCCGAGCGUCAGUGAGCUGAUCGUCAAGGCUGUGUCUGCGUCCAAGGAGCGGAACGGAGUGUCUCUCCCCGCCUUGAAGAAAGCGCUUUCCGCUGGUGGAUACGAUGUGGAGAAGAACAACUCCCGGGUCAAAAUUGCCAUCAAGGCUCUGGUGCUGAAAGGCGAUCUGAAGCAGACCAAGGGAAUCGGCGCCUCCGGCUCGUUCAAACUCAACAAGAAGCCCGCAGAGACGAAGACGAAACCCGCAAAGAAAGCCGCUCCUAAAGCCAAGAAGCCCGCAGCUAAAAAACCCGCAGCCAAGAAACCCGCCGCCACCAAGAAGCCCAAAGCCGCAAAGAAGCCCGCAGCUAAGAAAUCCCCGAAGAAACCCGCUAAAAAGGCAACAAAGAGCCCAAAGAAAGCCAAGAAACCGGCGACUCCUAAGAAGGCAGCAAAGAGCCCUAAAAAGGCGAAGGCCGCCAAACCUAAAACGGCUAAACCUAAAGCGGCCAAGCCUAAAAAGACCGCAGCAAAGAAGAAAUAAACCUGUUUUUUAAUGUCAAAACGGCUCUUUUAAGAGCCACCAACUGCUUCAGACUCAAGAGCUUUAUUUCAGUGGUUAACUCGAUGAGAAAAAGAUGUGACAGAAGUCAAAACUGAAUAUUCUGUCGUUAUAUAUUCACACUUAAUAUUCACAAAACACUCAAGCCUGUUUAAGUUUUUACUGUUGAAUUAUAAGUUAAUAUUUUUAAUAAUUCUGGAAAUUAGUAACCAUUGACUUACUGUUUCCUGAUAUGGGGGUCAAUGGUUACUUUUUUUUUAGUUUUCUGUAUAUUUUUAAGAAACUCAAAGCUUUGAAAACACUGGAGUGCAAGUUAAUAGUGAGUACAUUUAUUACAUUUAUCGAGAUUUUAUUGACACAACUUAAUUUUUUAUGUUCAAUCUACAUAAAUUUAACUUAAUUGAUUUGUUUCGGGACAACACGAAUGAACUGUGUGGAACCCUGCACUUUUUACAGUGUAUGUACACUGAAUACAAUUCUGGGUUCCACAAUUUCUUCAUGUUGUCCCAAAACAAAUUAAGUUAACUUAUUUUACAAAUGUAAGUGGAUUGAACUUAAAACAAUUAGGUUGUGCACGAAAACUCCAGAAUUAUGUUGAUUUAGCUUAAUUUUAAAAAGCAUGUCGAACAACAGCAGAACUAA